AUGGAUCCCGAUGCGUUUUCGGCUGGCCUUUUCAAGUGGGACCCGAGGGCGGCGGCCCUCCAGAACCGGCUGCUGGAGGCGGUGGUGCCUCCAGCGCCGGCGCCCGCGUACCCGGUGAGGCCACGGGAGCUUGGGGGACUGGAGGAGCUCUUCCAGGCGUACGGGAUAAGGUACCUGACGGCGGCAAAGAUAGCUGAGCUGGGUUUCACGGUGAACACGCUGGUGGACAUGCGGGACGAGGAGCUUGACGAGAUGAUGAACAGCCUCAGCCACAUCUUCAGGUGGGACCUUCUCGUCGGCGAGAGGUACGGAAUCAAGGCCGCCGUCAGGGCCGAGCGCCGCCGCCAGGACGAGGAGGAGGCCAGGCGCCGCCACCUGCUCUCCGUCGACACGGCGCAUGCACUCGACGCACUGUCUCAGGAAGGGUUAUCGGAGGAGCCGGUGCAGCAGGACAAGGAGGCGGCUGGGAGUGGCGGCGGAGGGGUGUGGGAGAUGGUGGUUGCCGGCGGGAGGAAACAGCCGCAGAGGCGGAGGAAGAGCGGCAAGGGGCGGUCGAGGAUGUCGGCUAACUCUAUGGAAGAAGACGACGAUGAUGACGAUGAGACCGAGGGAGGAGACGACGACGAGAAUUAUAACGGCGGCGGCGGAGGUGGCGGCGGAGGUGAGCGGCAGAGGGAGCACCCGUUCAUUGUGACGGAGCCCGGCGAGGUGGCGCGUGGGAAAAAGAACGGCCUCGAUUACCUCUUUCAUCUCUAUGAACAGUGCCGCGAGUUCUUGAUUCAAGUGCAGAAUAUUGCAAAGGAGAGAGGAGAAAAAUGCCCCACUAAGAUUACAGAUCAUCGAGCUGUCCACAUGAGGCCUCGACAGCUCACGUACGACUCUCUGGGCUUCUCUGUUGAAAUAAAAUUGAAUGGGCCCAAAGAAUCAUCUGCACAUCACUCCAUCUCGGGAAGUGACACUUACAUCGACGCCAUUUUCAAUGCCCACCCACGCCUUUGGAUGUGGUACGUCCCCACCAAGCUCCGCCAGCUUUGCCUUGCCGAGAGGAGCAGUGCCGCAACCGCCGCCUCCUCCAUCACUAGCGGUGGGGUUGAUCAUAUGUCGUAUUAA
This is a messenger RNA of Striga hermonthica, 1110 nucleotides long. NCBI's taxonomy places the organism in Eukaryota, Viridiplantae, Streptophyta, Magnoliopsida, Lamiales, Orobanchaceae. The record is from the annotation of a GenBank genome assembly.